Molecule: messenger RNA, 3027 nt
Organism: Gaeumannomyces tritici R3-111a-1
Lineage: Eukaryota; Fungi; Ascomycota; Sordariomycetes; Magnaporthales; Magnaporthaceae
Product: DNA cross-link repair protein SNM1
Exons: 1
Coding region: 146-2827 (893 amino acids)
Biological process (GO): protection from non-homologous end joining at telomere; double-strand break repair via nonhomologous end joining; interstrand cross-link repair
Molecular function (GO): damaged DNA binding; 5'-3' DNA exonuclease activity
Source: RefSeq, a predicted model, not a curated record
UUCCGCGUUGUCCAUUUGCUAUUUGCCACCCCUAAAUCACCAGCAAAAAAAAAGCCUUGCGACGGCCGCCUCCCGAGCGAUUUGCCGUUUCCCAUUCUCGAGACACCCAUACUCUUUAGGAAAACAAGCAGAACCUGAGCCAGCAAUGGCGCCUACAGCACCAAAAUCGUCAAAAACGCUGCGCUCAUCAGCAGCCAGGCCAUUCUCGACGACGAAAUCACCCUUGUCCAAGAAGAAGCCUGCACCAAAUGCAAGCAUAUUGAGCUUCUUCAAGAAAGUGCCUGCGCCUGAGGAAACCCUAUUCAUCGGCGACGCCCAAUCGCUACCUACUACAGACGAGACUGAGGGGAGCACCAGCGGUGGUGGCGACAGCUCACGCUACAAUGAAUUCGACGAGCCAGUCAAGCGGAGGAAGCUGAGCAGUCGAGACGGCCCUAAUCCCACAGAGCACCCCGCCCAGCCCGAAACCAAGAGCGCGGCCGAAGCCCCCAAGGCCCCCACAGCUCAGAAGCCUCGCAAGAAAGGCCCGUUCCUUGACGAUUCAGAUGUAGAGGACGAGGACGACCAGCAUGGCCCAGACGAAAAAGCGCCGCCGUUGGAGAAGCCGCCAGCUGCGCCAGCCUCGCGGGACACCAGUAUCAGAAAGAGUCUGUCGCCCGAUCCUCCCUCGCCAAAUCACGACCAAGGCCCAAAUCUAAUACAGGAAGAGCAGGGAUCGAAUGAGCCUGGGACUGUCCCCGAUACAGAUGUUAUUUACAACAAUGAUGAGGAUGACUACGACGACGACUUGGGAGAGGAGGACCGGGAAAGGAGGUUUAUGGAAGAGCAGGCCAGGAUCGAAGCGGCAGAAGCGGGCGUGUUAGACAGUACAGAUUCCCCUCCUGACCCCGCGAUGGGGCUAGAGGAGUCCGGAGCAGCCGAAAACUGCUGCCCCAUUUGCGACGCCAGUUUGGCUGGUGUAACGGCGGACCAGGCGACAGUUCACGUCAAUAACUGCCUCGAUGGAAACCCCACGCCAUUACCUCGCCCUCCCAGCGCGCCCGACAAGGCGGCCUCUCCGCCCGGAGACAGUGGAGACGGCAUCGAUGCGUCCCGAGUGAGUAAGCGGUUCGCCCGUGCAGCCGUCGCCAGGCCUGGCCAGGCGAACCCCAUCAGCCUGGGAGGGGCCAGCCCCGUGUCAUGCACCAAAGUCUCGGCAUUCUCGAAGCUCAUGUCGAGUCGUGCCGAAGAUACGGCCUGGGCGACUGCGGCGGCUUCCGAGCACGCGUCGCGAGGGAAGCAAGCCUACGAACGGACAUGUCCGUUUUACAAGAUCAUGCCCGGCCUCUCCAUCUGCGUGGACGCGUUCCGGUACGGCGCAGUGGAGGGCUGCAAGGCCUAUUUUUUGAGCCAUUUCCAUAGCGACCAUUAUAUCGGCCUGACUGCCAAGUGGGCUCACGGACCCAUCUACUGCAGUAAGGUCACCGGCAGCCUGAUAAAGUCGCAGCUGCGCACUGCGGCCCAGUACGUGGUCGAGUUGGAUUUCGAAGAGCGCUUCGUCGUGCCGGACACCAACGGCGUGGCAGUAACCAUGAUUCCCGCAAACCACUGUCCAGGAAGCUCGCUCUUCUUGUUCGAGAAGACAACCCCCGGCCGCCCUGGGGACAGACCAAGGAUCCAGCGGAUCCUGCACUGCGGUGACUUCCGAGCAUGCCCGGCCCACUCGGACCAUGCCCUGCUCCGGCCCAGGAUCACCGACGCCGUGUCCGGCAAGAUCAGGACGCAGAAGAUCGACGUCUGCUACCUGGAUACGACCUACCUCAACCCUCGCUACUCCUUCCCGCCCCAGGACGACGUGAUCCGCUCGUGCGCUGAGCUGUGCGCGGCGCUGAACCGCGGUCUACGGGAGAAGAACGACGCAGUAUGGGCAGACAUCCUACGCCGCCGCCCAGGGAACCCCAUCGGCGAGACGCUGAACCGGUUCUUCGCGAGCGGGGACAGCACGACGUCACCCAGCCGAGCGAACGGGCAAAGCACCAACGACGGCGACCCGUCCAACGCCCUGUCAACACUCAUCGACCCCCGCUCGCGCCUCCUGGUGGUCUGCGGCACGUACAGCAUCGGCAAGGAGCGCAUCUGCAAGGCCAUCGCGCAGGCGCUGCGCACAAAGAUCUUCGCGUCGCCCGCCAAGAUCCGCAUCAUCGGCCAGCUAGGCGACCCGGAGCUAGCGGCGCUCAUGACGUCCAAGCCGGCCGAGGCGCAGGUGCACAUGCAGGCACUGGCCGAGAUACGCGCCGAGACGCUCGCCGACUACCUGGCCACCCACCGCGCCCACUUUGGCCGCGUCAUCGGCUUCCGCCCCUCGGGCUGGAACUACCGGCCCGCCGGCGCCGCCGCCAACGCGGCCGCACAGCCGUCGUCGGUCGCCACGACGUCGCUGCUGCACGGCGGCGCCUGGAGGCCCGCCUACACGUCCCGGCACCUGGCGCCGCAGCGCGGGAGCACCGCCGAGGCCAUGUGCUUCGGCGUGCCCUACAGCGAGCACAGCUCCUUCCGCGAGCUCGCCCUCUUCCUCAUGAGCCUGCAGGUCGAGCGCGUCGUGCCGACCGUCAACGUCGGCAGCGAGGUCGGCCGCAAGCGGAUGAAGGCCUGGACCGACCGUUGGCUGGCGGAGCGCCGCCGGGGAGGCCUCGUGACGAUCCUGCAGGAGGACCCUGAGGAAUCUGAUGGCCAAGGGCAAGGGCGAGCGCACGAGGGUGACGAGGGCAGAGAUGCCAAGCUUGGCAAGGACAACUCGUCGCGGCUGUGGGACGGCAAGGAUGGCAGAGGGGGUGGUGUGGUCUGGUAGGCAGCAUCUGGUAGACGGCGUCUGGCAGGCAGUUUUAGGCUGCAUAUUGAAUAACAAAUGAUGCGUUUGGGCAGUGAUGCAGGGUCGUGGUCGUCAUUCAUUUUUUUUUUUUUCGUUCUCUGCUACCUUCCAAUCCCUCUACGACAGCCUCGGCUACACGCAGUAUACACAAUAACCAAAAACAUGCAAUCAUCGCCACA